Molecule: messenger RNA, 3658 nt
Organism: Sus scrofa (pig)
Lineage: Eukaryota; Metazoa; Chordata; Mammalia; Artiodactyla; Suidae
Gene: SMIM3
Product: small integral membrane protein 3
Source: RefSeq, a predicted model, not a curated record
GCUGUCUUGGGGUUUAGGGUUCUGAGUCACGCCGGCAAGGCUGCAAGUCAUACCCCGUUAGCCACACUGACCUCUCAGAGCGUCAGCACUGCGGGCUCCGCUGCACAAAAGGUCUGGGGACUCCCCGUCUCUGGCCCAGCCCGAGAGUCACUGAGCUGCAGGGAGGUGUCUGGGAUGUAGCACAAACCAGAGACUCCGCAGGCUGAGCGUGGGGCGCCAGGCCAAGGGGGUAAAGAGAAGCUACGGCCUCAGAGCUUCCCAGCCAUAUCCUGAUCCUUCUAAGAAAAGUGCUCCAGCUUCCUCUCCAGGGAUUAAAACAUACAAACACAGGAGCUACUUCCAUGGAAAGAGGCUCCCGGCCUUGACUGGUCUUACACUGCCUCCACUAGCAGUGGUGUGAAAGACACACACGUGCACUCACACGUGAGCUGCUAGGAGCAAAUGCUGGUGCUGCCGCAUCCCGCUGCCCCCGCGCUGAUGGGCUGGUGCCUGAAUGAUGCCAUAACAAGCGCACCUGACACUGACUCGCUCUUAGCCAGGCGUUAUUCUAAGCAUUUUACAUGUAUUAACUCGUUUAACCUUUACCACAGUCCUUUGAGGUAGGGACCAUCAUUGCACCUGUUUUAUAGAUGAGGAAACUGAGGUCUGGACCGAGUAAGUCACACAGGAUCACACAGGGAGUGGCAGAGCUGCCGUGUGAAACGAGGCCAUGUGGCUGCAGGGCCUAUGCUCUGAACCUCGCUGGAUUUGAGGGGAUCUGGGUUCAGAUCUGGCCUCUGUCACCUACUUAGUGACCUGAGGGCAUUCGACGAGAAUUUGCCAGCCCCUAAACUAGUGAAUCACCAGGGUCCCUAGCACCUUCCAGCUCAAAGGAAACCGGCGAGGAUGGAGCAGAGCCAGGAGGAGGCUAAGCCUUAGGGAGUCGGGAAGGGCAGCAGGCCAGAAGUACAGGUGUCUGGCAUAUUAAAUAACAGACAGACUCAGUGGCUAAAUCGUGUCCUCUCAACGGCUUAGUUACGUAGAGAUGCAGCUUCCUUAUUUUUGCUGAGUUGGCCUCCGGUUGGCAGAUUGGGCACAUGGAUUGCUGGUGACACGCUAUGCAGGACCAGGGAAAAAGAAAUGGAGGAGGGGAGGAGAGGCAGAGAGAGUGGAACUCGGCUCCCAAAUCAGAUCCCGUUAAUGACAACACAUAUCUGGACACACGUCACUCGUUCUAAUUCCCCGCCCCAGGCUGACACGGCUCAUCAGGACUCCUCGAGGGACCUCCUCAAGAAGGGGGAUCCGUCUUGACUCAGGGCUCUCGGCAGCCUCUGCUGACGGCUGCACCUGUCCAGCCCUCCCAGAGUCCCCACUUCGUCCCUCUGGGGUAUGGCCAAGGACUAAUGGACCCCAACAGGGGACUUUCCUUUUGAGUGCUCUGGGUGGCAUCUUAGGAGACACCCUGGAGCCUUUUAAAGAUUAAUUUUCUCUUUCCCUCACUCUCUUCUGUGUUUUCUUUAACGGUUUGCAACCCAGCACCAUCUGGACGUGGGGCAGGGCCCUAGAGAGGUAGGGCGUCAGAAGGGCAGAGUCCGUGUUUGAGAGCUGGCGGCUCCUGAGAGGCCCCCUUGCCCAUGCUCCCGGGCUGGCGCAUGGGAAGCCAAAGCCCAGCUGGAAAGAGGAACUUGGGCUGGCACCAGGCCUUGGUUUCUAAAGCCGUAACAAAUGUCCACAAACUUAGUGGCUUUACAAAUGAUUACAGGUAUUGUGUUAUGAUUCCAGCCAUCAGCAAUCUAGCGCGGGUCUCCCUAGAAUCGAAGCCAGGCGGCAUCAGCUUAGGCUGCACAUGUCUGUGGGGUCCUCAAGGGAGAAGUGGUUCCCUGCCUAUUUGAGUUGCUGGCGGAACUCGGUUCGUGUGGUUGUAGGUCCAAGGUCAGUUUUCCUGCCGGCUGCUGCGUUCCUUGGCUCACAGCCUCCUUCCUUCAUCUUCAAAAGAAACAACAGGAUCCGAGCACAGACGUGGACGUCUGUGAGGGCCGUUACUCUGCCCAGCACGCAGUGCGAUGCCCACUGUGGGAGAGUGACUGGUUCUGGACCACAGAGCCGGGCAGAGGAGUGGCACCACGGUGAUGCCCUUGCAGCUCCGUCACUGAUGCUGUGACACCCCUGCCCCCGACAGCCCGCCACAUGGAGAGUCUCCUUUGUCAGCCCAGCAGUGGCAGGCGCUCAGUCACUGGCACAUACCGAUGAUGGAGAGUAGAGGCUGACGCAGGAUGCGGGGGAUUCGGCCCAGGCUCUGUGGCUCCCUCUCUGCGUCUCAGACUCCGCGACUGGCCAGGUCACAUGAGCGAAGCAGCAUGGACGCCGUCAGCCAGGUCCCCGUGGAAGUGGCGCUCCCCAAGCACAUCCUGGACGUCUGGGUCAUCGUCCUCAUCAUCCUGGCCACCAUCGUCGUCAUGACCUCCUUGCUGCUGUGCCCGGCCACGGCCGUCAUCCUCUACCGCAUGCGGACUCAUCCUGUGCUCAGUGGGGCCGCCUGAGGCCUCGCGCGCGGGGAGGUGAGGGAUGAGGCCCGCACCCCCGCCCCCGGCCCCGUCCCUUUCUCAGAAAAGCAAAGCAGGGACUUGGGAACGUGGACUCUGGAGCUUGAUGUGUGAGGGAAUCGGAGUUCUGCUUCUGAUUCUGCCACCGGCCAGCGCUGGGAAUUCAGUCAAGUGACCUAAUGCCGCGAGUUCCUGGUUCCUCGUCGUCCGGGGGGAUCACGAUCCUGCCCGUCCUACCUCAUGGGGCCGCAAGAACCGGUGACCUAGGGGAGGUGACCGCUGUUAACGAGCAGGUGCAGGUGUUGCUGCUGAAAGCUGGGGCGCUUUGGAGAACCCAGGACCCAGAUGGCUGGUGAGGCCCUCAAGGCGGAGGGGGAGGGGAGACGCGGGGGCAAAGCAGCCUCUGCCAGGGCGCCUCAGGAGAAACCCAGCAAAGGCAUCCUGUCCUCAUGCCAAGGGACCAACAGCAGUGGCUCAGGGUUAUUUUCCUUGAGGUGCCACUCCUCGAGGUCACUAAUUUGGGAGGGAAUUGAGCAUGGCAUGGGGAGGGAGAUGGGUGGGUCUUCCCAGAACCUUCUCUGCAUCAGAAUCUGUGCCCCUGUGCUGUCUGGGAGGGGCCCCCAUUUCUUGGCGGUGCGAAGGGACCUGGGGCGAUAGGCUACCUUCUGCAUGGGCGUCCCAUGGCUUGGACACUCAGGCACUGUUGGCAGAGGCAGGGUGGCUGAGUUCCCUGGCCAGCUCUCGGCAUCUCCAGCCUCUGCCCCCCGCCCACCCGUGCCCCUGUGCCCCUGCUCCUGCUAUAACUAGCUUCACCGCCUGUGUAUCCCCUCCUGCCCUCCCCCCGGUGCUGCGACCAUUCCAAGGUACAGACUUAGAUGUUAAAAGAUGUUCCUGGCACUUCUGGAACUGACUCAAACAACAACGUUUGUUUUAAAUGCUAUGAUUUAUAUUUAUAUGUAGAAAGAUUUCUGGACCACUUAAGCUCUUUGAGCAAAAUCAGGAGCAUCUGGGGAUUUGUUAAAUUAUGUAAGAAGAUGGCACAGAUAUCAAGAUAUUAUUGUGUAAAAACAAUGCUUUUACUCUGAUCUAAUUUCACUGAUGUACUCAAAUAAUUUCCAAUAAAGUGCUAGAAUGAG